CACGAACGAGCGGAUAAGCCCCUUGCACUCGCGGCUUCGCCAUGACCUCUACCACCACCGCCACCACUCUCCACCCGCAAUUCCGGCCACCGCCGCAUACGCGCGCACCCCGCCGGCUCCGCUCGUAUUCUCUCCCUUGCACUUCCUAUAGCGCCCGCACCCGCUUCUCCGUCCAUGCCGCCGCGGCGUCCACUUCCGCUCCGGCGCAGCGCGAGGCCGGCUCGAGUGUCCCAUGGGGCUGCGAGAUAGAAUCCCUCGAGAGCGCGGCAUCGCUAGAGCGGUGGCUCACCGCGUCGGGCCUCCCCGAGCAGCGGAUGGCCCUCCAGAGGGUGGACGUCGGCGAGCGCGGCCUCGUUGCCCUCACGAAUGUUCGCAAUGGAGAGAAGCUGCUCUUCGUGCCCCCAUCCCUCGUCAUCUCCGCCGAUUCGGAAUGGAGCAACCGUGAGGUGGGGGAUGUGAUGAAGAGUUACUCUGUGCCGGACUGGCCGCUUCUCGCCACCUAUCUUAUAAGCGAAGCCAGUUUGGAGGGCUCAUCGAGGUGGAGCAGCUAUAUUGACGCAUUGCCUAGGCAGCCUUACUCGCUUUUGUACUGGACUCGUACAGAGAUAGAUGCAUACUUGGUGGCUUCUCCAAUAAGGGAACGGGCAAUUUCGAGGAUCGGUGAUGUGAUUGGGACAUACAACGACCUUCGAGAUCGAAUAUUUUCUAAACAUCCAGAGUUGUUCCCUGAGGAGGUAUACAACAUGGAGAACUUUAGAUGGUCCUUUGGUAUUCUCUUCUCACGUCUGGUUCGUUUACCAUCAAUGGAUGGAAAGGUUGCACUAGUUCCUUGGGCAGAUAUGCUUAACCAUAACCCUGAGGUAGAUGCAUUCUUGGAUUUUGACAAGUCGUCGCAAGGAAUAGUCUUCACUACUGACCGUUCAUAUCAACCAGGUGAGCAGGUGUUUAUAUCCUAUGGGAAGAAAUCCAGUGGUGAGCUGUUGCUUUCAUAUGGUUUUGUCCCAAAAGAGGGAACAAACCCAAAUGAUUCAGUUGAGUUCUCGGUGUCUCUUAAUAAGUCUGAUGACUGCUACAGAGAGAAACUACAAGCGCUAAAGAGACACGGUUUGUCAGAGUCCGAAAGUUUCCCCUUGAGGGUCACAGGGUGGCCAGUUGAGCUGAUGGCUUAUGCCUUCCUCGUUGUCAGCCCUCCUGAUAUGAUUCAACGCUUUGAGGAGAUGGCUGUUGCUGCAUCCAAUAAAAGUUCGUCCAAGCCUGCAGUUAAUUAUCCUGAGCUGGACGAGCAGGCUCUUCAGUUUAUCUUGGACUGCUGCGAAUCGAAUAUAACAAAAUAUACCAAGUACCUAGAGGGUGCCAAGGGUUCUCCGCAAGUUUCCAUCAAUUCAAAGCAAGCAAACAGGACAUUGCUACUAAAACAGCUGGCAAGAGAUCUGUGCAUCAGUGAACGAAGAAUCCUGUAUCGUGCACAAUACAUACUGCGUAGGAGAUUGAGGGACAUGAGGGCCGGUGGUGAACUCAAAGCUCUGUCAUUAUUCAGCGGGCUCAGAAAGUUUUUCAAAUAAAUGGAUGUGAAAAUUUUUAGAGCACAUUGCUUGAUUUCGCGCGUAGCUUGUUCAGGUGUUUUGAUCUCGUCGCUGACGAGCUCAGGUGUUUGCCUGCCAAAUCAUAUUGCGACUAGAAUCUCCUCCGGAAUAAGCAACUGGAUACUAGAAAGGGAUUGCAGUUCAACAUAAAAUAGCUGUUACUCGUGAUACAUACAUGUAAUAUAGCGUGCUGCAACCCAUGUGUUUCAUUGGGCAUCUUGAGUUGAAUUGUUUAUCCAUGCGACAAACCAACAUUGUGGUGCUUGAAGACAAGUUCCAAAGAAAACAAUGUAGUGCUUUGUCUGUAAAGGAUGCGAGACAGCUUCAGAAGUUAGUGUGAGUUUUAUUUCUAUCUUUA
Brachypodium distachyon (stiff brome) is the source of this 1941-nucleotide messenger RNA. Its product is annotated as ribulose-1,5 bisphosphate carboxylase/oxygenase large subunit N-methyltransferase, chloroplastic. NCBI's taxonomy places the organism in Eukaryota, Viridiplantae, Streptophyta, Magnoliopsida, Poales, Poaceae. The record is from RefSeq and is a predicted model, not a curated record. Bases 42 to 1562 code for a protein of 506 amino acids. Gene Ontology annotation, molecular function: protein binding; protein-lysine N-methyltransferase activity; [ribulose-bisphosphate carboxylase]-lysine N-methyltransferase activity. Gene Ontology annotation, biological process: peptidyl-lysine monomethylation. Gene Ontology annotation, cellular component: chloroplast. The transcript is spliced from 13 exons.